Molecule: messenger RNA, 2171 nt
Organism: Cornus florida
Lineage: Eukaryota; Viridiplantae; Streptophyta; Magnoliopsida; Cornales; Cornaceae
Product: NADP-dependent malic enzyme
Exons: 19
Coding region: 185-1960 (591 amino acids)
Biological process (GO): malate metabolic process; pyruvate metabolic process
Cellular component (GO): chloroplast
Molecular function (GO): malate dehydrogenase (decarboxylating) (NADP+) activity; NAD binding; malate dehydrogenase (decarboxylating) (NAD+) activity
Source: RefSeq, a predicted model, not a curated record
CAAUCCUCAAUCAACUUGAGUUGAUGGUGAGAAAGUUAAAAAGGAUUUUAUGUAAUCAAAGCCUUUUAAGAUUGUGGAAGCAGACAAAGAAGCAGCAGUGUAGUGGAUAUACACUGGUAUAUAGACCAGCCCUCUUUACAUAUAGUAGUAUCACUUACAUAGCAUACCAGUGAUAUAGUGUGAGAUGGAGAGUACGUUGAAGGAGAUGAGAGAUGGUGCGUCUUCGCUUGACAUGUACCCAAAGCAGACCGUCGCCGGUGGCGUUGGGGACGUUUACGGUGAGGAUCGUGCCACCGAGGACCAGCUUGUCACCCCCUGGACCGUCUCCGUCGCAAGUGGGUACACUUUGAUGAGGAACCCAACCCAUAACAAGGGGCUUGCAUUUUCUGAGAAAGAGAGGGAUGCUCACUACUUGCGUGGUCUGCUACCUCCUGUGGUUAUAACUCAACAGCUUCAGGAGAAAAAAUUGAUGCACAAUAUUCGCCAAUACCAAGUUCCACUGCAGAAGUACAUGGCCAUGAUGGAUCUUCAGGAGAGGAAUGAGAGGCUGUUCUACAAACUUCUUAUUGAUAACGUUGAGGAGCUCCUCCCAGUUGUCUACACUCCAACCGUGGGUGAGGCUUGCCAGAAAUAUGGGUGCAUUUUUAAGCGGCCUCAGGGUAUCUACAUAAGUCUGAAAGAGAAGGGAAAGGUCCUUGAGGUUUUGAAAAACUGGCCCGAGAGGACCAUUCAAGUCAUUGUUGUGACGGACGGUGAGAGAAUUUUGGGACUUGGGGAUCUCGGAUGCCAGGGGAUGGGGAUACCUGUUGGGAAAUUGUCUUUGUAUACAGCACUUGGAGGAGUUAGACCUUCAGCGUGUCUGCCUAUAACUAUUGAUGUGGGGACGAACAAUGAGAAGUUGUUGAAUGAUGAGUUUUACAUUGGGCUCAGACAAAGGAGGGCAACUGGGAAGGAAUAUGCUGACCUUCUUCAUGAGUUCAUGACUGCUGUCAAGCAGAACUAUGGUGAAAAAGUUCUCGUACAGUUUGAAGAUUUUGCAAACCACAAUGCUUUUGAUCUACUAGCAAAAUACAGCACUACUCACCUGGUCUUCAAUGAUGAUAUACAAGGAACAGCUGCUGUGGUUCUUGCAGGGCUUGUCGCAUCGCUCAAGUUACUUGGCGGUACCUUGGCUGACCACACAUUUUUGUUCCUAGGUGCUGGGGAAGCUGGUACUGGUAUAGCAGAGCUUAUAGCUCUUGAGAUGUCAAAACAGAUAAAGGCUCCAUUGGAAGAGAACCGUAAGAAGAUCUGGCUUGUGGACUCAAAGGGAUUAAUUGUUAGUUCUCGUAAGGAUUCCCUCCAGCACUUCAAGAAGCCUUGGGCUCAUGAACAUGAACCUAUUCGUGAUCUCUUAGAUGCUGUCAAGGCCAUCAAACCAACAGUUCUAAUUGGAACAUCCGGAACAGGAAGCACAUUUACAAAGGAAGUGAUUGAGGCCAUGGCUUCUUUUAAUGAGAAACCUCUCAUUUUGGCUCUCUCCAACCCAACUUCACAAUCUGAGUGCACAGCUGAAGAAGCUUACAAUUGGAGUAAGGGUCGUGCAAUGUUUGCCAGUGGAAGUCCAUUUGACCCUGUAGAAUACGAUGGCAAAGUUUAUCUUCCUGGCCAGGCAAAUAAUGCUUAUAUUUUUCCUGGACUUGGUCUGGGUUUGGUCAUGUCUGGUGCAAUUCGCGUUCAUGAUGACAUGCUUCUGGCAGCUGCUGAAGCGUUGGCUGGACAAGUUUCAAAGGAGAACUUUGAUAAGGGGUUGAUUUACCCACCAUUCUCUAAUAUCAGAAAGAUCUCGGCACAUAUUGCCGCUAAUGUAGCUGCUAAAGCAUAUGAACUUGGUGUGGCAACACAUCUUCCUCAACCUCAGAAUCUGGUGAAGUAUGCCGAAAGCUGCAUGUACACUCCUAACUACAGAACUUACCGGUGAUUGGUCCCUUAAUCGUCAACAAACUAGUACUUCAAAUUCUGUUAUCUUGUUGCUUUGUCUGUUGUAAGUUCUUGUGGUGUUGUAAUAUGUGGUUUUGUGAGUAUCAUGAUAUUAGAGUCUGGAGGGAAUAAUGUUUUUUUCUGGUCGAAAACGAUGUCUACUUUAGAAGGUACCGAGUAAUGGUUUUCAAUAAUCACGGCAUCUUUUGAUA